Gekko japonicus is the source of this 839-nucleotide messenger RNA. It is a transcript of the gene CFAP119, whose product is annotated as coiled-coil domain containing 189. Bases 45 to 839 code for a protein of 264 amino acids. The record is from RefSeq and is a predicted model, not a curated record. The transcript has 9 exons. Lineage: Eukaryota; Metazoa; Chordata; Lepidosauria; Squamata; Gekkonidae.
ACAACGGGUGCUUGUUCCCGUCCGGGUCUCCUGGGCAAUCAGCGAUGGGUCCCGAAUCCCUCCAACAGCCUCAGCAGCACAAAGCAAAGAUAUGCAUGUGGAAAUAUCUGGAUGUUCACUCCAUGGAUCUCAUUGACAAGACCCAAAGCACCGAUGAGCUGAAGAGUCUCCUCUCCGAGCUGCUCAGCCUGCAGGAUUUCCAAUCCAACCCACGCUCCGCCAUCUUGCUGGAUCUGUACUUCUACUCCAUCCAGUUCUGCCGGCAGCAGGGGUUCAACCGGGAACAGACCUCGGCUUUCGUCUCCAUCGUGAAGGACACGCACGAGGCCUGUGUGGAGACACCGCUGCCGAACGUGGAGGAAUGCUACAACUAUUUCACCGAACUGGUUUUCUGCCACUCCAUUCGGAGGCCUCCCUUCAGCAUCGAUCUCUUCAGUCAGGACCAGCUGGUGCUCAUAACCGAUUACGUGAUCAACACCUACUUCCGACACUUCAAACUUUACAAAUAUGCUUUCACUCCGCAGGUGCGGUUGGAUAUAUCCUUCUCCUACAUUGGGAUGCCAGAGCCCAAAGAGGAAGCAGCAGAGCCGGCUGAGGGGACGGAGCCUCCCUUGUCGCCUCUGCAGGAGGAGAGCGAGGAAGCCGCCACAGCCAAGGAAGACCCCACGGCCGCCCUGCGGGAGUACAUCUCGGCCCAGCUCAACCAGGAGCUGGGCCAGCUGCGGCUGUUGGUGGAGCAGCGCCUGCGGGCCACGGAGGAGCAGUUCAACAGCCGGCUGGUGCCGCUGGAGAAGGGGCCCAGUGCCAGCAAGGGGCCCGGCAAGGGCAAGAAGAAAUGA